AUGCCGCACUUUCCGGGACAGCCGCUCCCACCAUCAUCGAUGGUGGCUCCUACGGAUCUCGAUUGCUUUUCGACUCUGCUUAACGUUCCGGGAUGUGUUAUCAAUAUUUUCGACGCUAUGCUUAGUGGCGAAUUUGAUCGUGUUAAUAAAAAUUGUUGCGAUGCCUUUUCGGCAGUCGGUGUGAAUUGUUGGCCUGUAAUGUUCGAUGCUGAUCCUUCCUUCCCACCCUUGCUCAAGGAUUAUUGUACUCGCUUUGAUGCAGCUCCACCCGAAGCCUAA
Hibiscus syriacus is the source of this 279-nucleotide messenger RNA. RefSeq lists its product as uncharacterized. Lineage: Eukaryota; Viridiplantae; Streptophyta; Magnoliopsida; Malvales; Malvaceae. The transcript has a single exon. Gene Ontology annotation, biological process: double fertilization forming a zygote and endosperm; regulation of double fertilization forming a zygote and endosperm; regulation of protein localization to cell surface. The coding region runs from base 1 to 279 and encodes 92 amino acids. Gene Ontology annotation, cellular component: extracellular region; vesicle. The record is from RefSeq and is a predicted model, not a curated record.